CUGAAAUAGCUGCAGCAGCAGCAAGAGGAGAAGACAUGGCCGACAGCCUGAGUAAAGUCCCAGACGUUGAGAUCGAUCCUGAGGGAAAGUUUAAAUACAUUUUAGUGAGGAUUAAAGUUAAAGGUGGGACGGAUCAUAAAGACAUAGUGAGGGGCACGAAGAGUGCCGAGUACCACAACCAUAUCUUUGAAAAAGUGAACCCUGCUAUGGAGGCUCUAGGGCUGGAGAGUAGUUGCCUUGGCGGAGGCAAGAUAGAGCACAACAGCACGGAGAAGAAACUGCGAGUGUUUGGAGAAUCGACGGGCUACGGGAAGGCCGAUCAUGCUGUCACAGUGGAGAAGUUGAAAGCCGUCUUCAAAGACUACGAGAUUACUAUGGACUAAGGAAAACUGAGAUCCUGACUUUUCGGAUACCGUGUUUGGCAGUCAUGAGUAAAUGUGUACAUGCGUUCACAGCUUGUAAUGUUCAGUUUCCACAGGAAAGUAUAAAUUACCACUUUAAUAAACACACAUUUUGUCUA
Pygocentrus nattereri (red-bellied piranha) is the source of this 520-nucleotide messenger RNA. RefSeq lists its product as uncharacterized. The record is from RefSeq and is a predicted model, not a curated record. NCBI's taxonomy places the organism in Eukaryota, Metazoa, Chordata, Actinopteri, Characiformes, Serrasalmidae. The transcript has 3 exons. Gene Ontology annotation, molecular function: protein histidine phosphatase activity. Gene Ontology annotation, biological process: peptidyl-histidine dephosphorylation. Bases 36 to 383 code for a protein of 115 amino acids. Gene Ontology annotation, cellular component: cytosol.